Molecule: messenger RNA, 471 nt
Organism: Daucus carota subsp. sativus
Lineage: Eukaryota; Viridiplantae; Streptophyta; Magnoliopsida; Apiales; Apiaceae
Exons: 2
Coding region: 1-471 (156 amino acids)
Source: RefSeq, a predicted model, not a curated record
AUGGCGUUACUCAGCAACGCUCUCCGGCAAGCCUUCAUGCCGAAGCACGAGUACGACAAUCUGCGCGAAGAAGACAAAGCGAUGAUCCAAUUACAACGCCCCGUCUUGAUUUCCCUCUUGUUGUGUAUCGUGAUUGUGAUCGUUGUGUCCACCUCGAUUAGCGUGAAGAUUGUGUUCCCGGCGGAGGACGGGAAACGCGUGUUUUGCCGGGAUUUGAGGAUUCAGCCGUUGUCGAUAAAUGUGAGCUCUGGUGGCGGUGGCGGCGGGGAGGAUGUGUUUCCUGGGGCGUUUUAUUUGACGGAUCAGCAGACGGUGGAUUAUUAUUGGAUGGUGGUGUUUAUGCCGUUGGUUUUGGUGUUUUUGGUUUCAGUUGCGUAUUUAGUUGCUGGCAAUGCACUAAGUGUUGUGUCCAGUGUUUGUGUUUAUGCAGCUGAUGAGGUAAAAGAACCUAGAGGCUGGCACCACUUCUAG